This is a messenger RNA of Zasmidium cellare ATCC 36951, 1701 nucleotides long. RefSeq names its product glycoside hydrolase family 35 protein. Gene Ontology annotation, biological process: carbohydrate metabolic process. Gene Ontology annotation, cellular component: beta-galactosidase complex. Gene Ontology annotation, molecular function: beta-galactosidase activity. The record is from RefSeq and is a predicted model, not a curated record. The coding region runs from base 1 to 1701 and encodes 566 amino acids. The transcript is spliced from 2 exons. Lineage: Eukaryota; Fungi; Ascomycota; Dothideomycetes; Mycosphaerellales; Mycosphaerellaceae.
AUGCCUCCACAGAUUCCUCACCUCCGCUCGACAGAGCUCUCGAAGCAACUCAUCAUCAACGAUGAGCCCUUCCUGAUGCUCGCAGGCGAACUGCAGAACUCCUCAUUCACAUCUUCAUCUUUCAUGAAAGAAGUAUGGCCAAAGCUGAAAGCAGCGAAUCUCAACACUGUCUUGGGAUGCAUUACCUGGGAGCAGUUUGAGCCAGAAGAGGGGGAUUUCCACCUCGACGAAUUGGAGAAGCUGAUCCAGGAUGCGAAAAGUUUGGGGAUGAAGUUGAUCUUGCUCUGGUUUGGGAGUUUCAAAAAUGGCCUUUCGACUUACGUGCCACCUUGGGUGAAAAUGGAUCCCAAGCGCUUCCCGAGGGCGAAGAUCCGCACAGCUACGACCGAGGCGCAAGCUGCUGAUGUGCUCUCCAUAUUCGGCCAGAACGCGCAGAAAGCAGACUCUUUGGCAUUCAAGACUCUCAUGCAGCACAUUAAACGGAUCGACGAGGACCACUCGACUGUGAUCAUGGUUCAAGUGGAGAACGAAGUCGGCUUGUUAGGCGACUCUCGCGACCGUGGCGAGUUGGCUGAGCAGCAAUUCAAACAAACCAUUCCCACAGACCUCCUUGACGUUCUGGAGAAAGACUGGAGCAGACUCAACCAGCCCCUCAAACAUACUCUGACUGCAUGGCGAGAAGAGGGCUUCAGGCGCGGGUUGACAUGGGCAUCCUUUCCUGGUAGCAGAGUAUACGUUGACGAGCUUUUCAUGGCCUACCAUUAUGCCCUCUAUGUGAAUGCGGUGGCCUCUGCUGGCAAAGAUGUGUACCCCUUGCCAAUGUAUACGAACGUCUGGCAGAACUAUGGUUCCGAAGAUCGAGACAAGUCUCUCGUGUUACCUGCCAAGAUCGAUGCGGCAGGUGGGAAUCUUCCAGGCGCCUACCCAUCUGGCGGUGCUAUCGAUAAUGUGCUGGAUGUAUGGCAGACAUUCGCCCCAGCGCUGGAUUUUAUUGCCCCUGACGUCUAUCUCAACGACUACGAGAACUCUUGCAGGAAGUACAGGCACCGCGGACAGCCCCUUCUCAUCCCUGAGCAGCGACGUGACGACCAUGGUGCAAGACGAAUCUGGGCGGCCUUCUGUUCAUACCAAGCUCUGGGAGCAGCGCCCUUUGGUAUCGACACUCUAUCCGUGGAGGAGAAUGUGUUCCGAAAACAUUAUGAGCUUUUGUCGUCUGUCGCUCCACACAUUUUGCAAGCCCAAACGAAGACCAGCGCAAGCUAUGGCUUCUUCUUUGAUGAGUUGCUCGAAGACGGGACAGACACCUUCCCGACAAGGGAGAUCGAUAUGGCUGGAUGGCACUUGGCCGUCGAACGAUCCUUUGUUUUCGGCAAGCCAUCCGCAGGCAGUGGUGCCGUCAUUCAUCUUCACGGCAGUGAAUUCCUGCUACUUGGGUGGGGCUUCCAAGUCAGCUUCACAUCCUUGGACGAAAGAGCGUACUUCAACGGUCUACUCAAGUUCGAAGAGAAGGAGGUCGUGAACAAUGCUACGGGUGAGCUGAGAACACUGCGUCGGCUCAAUGGUGACGAGACGAGGAGUGGCAAGUGUGCUGUGAUGCCGAGCGAGGAUCCUGAUUAUGGUGGUUUUCCCAUCAGUAUCACGAUCCCGGCGAGGACUGGUAUUGCUGUGUGUGAGCCUUAUGCUCUUUUCGCGGAGACCUAG